AGGCUGGCUUGACCGCCGGUUUGGAAUCGCAAGUGCUCUGGCUGCCAGUGCAUUAAGGUCACACCCAUUGUGCGGCUUUUUUAUGGCAAGAGCUGCUAAUAGUCCAGGUGAGAUGGUUCGUAAAGUCACGUUAAUACACUGUAGAAGACAUGUUCAUAGCUCGUUUAUUAUGGUUCUCUGGUGUAACAUGUCUCACUCUCUAUGAGACUGUGAUCAUGUUAGCUGUAGUUAACUUUAUAGUAACACCUGUUUCAGUUGCUAGUUCAUUACUAAAUACUGUUUUUGCACAGAGAACAGUCUUGCUCAGUGAUAUAAAGCCUCCCCUUUUGCCACACGAUUUCAUUUCAUUUGUGGUGAUUGGUUUGAUUAGAAAUAUUUUUAUUUUAAAUUACAGUAACACUACCACCAAGUGUGUACAAAGAAGGCUCACCCAGCUACACUCUUUCCCAGAUUGUGUGUGAAAUCAUGACGUGACAUGACAACGUGAUGCCCUAUUUCAACACUGUUAUAAAAUUAAUUAAGAUGUGUUUAGUUUCUGCAUUUAACGAACGCAAGAAACGAAGUUUGAUUCAGCAGUGCAACUAUAUUGUGGUCUCUAGUUCCACCUUGUGGAUUAGUAUAAAUACUUAAUUCAUGGAGACUUAUGGACCAGUCAAAUACGAUGAAGAAGGCUGCCAAAGAAAAGGAACAUGGGCUUAAUGAUAUCCAGAAGAAACCGGAUUUGAAGUUAAAUUAAAUUAGAAAUUAGAUAACUAUUUUCCAUUUGCAAUUUUUUUUUUGUUCUAAACACAUGCGGUUGGUGAAAUGUAUGCACUUUUGUUGAGUUGAAAUGAGAAGAUGGUCCCCCAUGUGUCAGCUGUUUUCUCCCUGUUAUUUGUUUCUUGUGGUUCUUGUUUGUCUUGUCUGUCUGUGUUCUGGGUGUGGCUGCCAAUCAACUACAGCUGCCAAUCUGCCUGCUCACCUGAGAUGCAGCCACUUAUCAUCUCCAGCAGUACAAAUACCCAAAUAUCUGCAGUCUACUCUCUGCCAGAUCGUCGCCUGUGGGCCAAUUGUCUCGCUUUUGGGUCUCUCCAUGCACUGUGCAACAAAGAUAAGUGAGGACACACCUGCCUGCAUCACAGCAGCAGACAUGAAGAAAUCAAUCAAAUUUACAACUACAUCAGCUGAGGCUGAAAGAGAUGUUGAGAGUGGAGAUGAGAAGAGGAAUAGAAAAGCACAAAGUGUUGGAUACUUUCAGCUGUUUCGAUUUGCCACCUGGAAAGACACCGUGAUGAUGGUGACGGGGGGUUUGUGUGCUCUCGUACACGGUGCAGCGUCGCCGCUCAUGCUUCUCGUGUACGGCAUGAUGACAGACACAUUUGUGGCUUAUGAGCGUGAAGUCCAAGAGUUGAAAGAUCCCAACAAGGAAUGCAACAACAACACCAUCUAUUGGAUGAAUGGCUCCAUAUAUGAAACAGAUGAAAAUAAUACUGUGUACUGUGGGGUGGACAUUCAAGCUCAGAUGACCAUGUUUGCGUAUUACUAUGUUGGAAUUGGAUUAGGAGUUCUGCUUGUUAGUUAUUUUCAGAUUUUCUUUUGGGUGUCAGUGGCUGCAAGACAAAUCCAGAGAAUAAGAAAGACUUAUUUCAGAAAGGUAAUGCAAAUGGAGAUCGGGUGGUUUGACUGCAACUCUGUUGGUGAACUGAACACGAGGAUAUCAGAUGACAUCAACAAGAUCAACAAUGCCAUCGCUGACCAGGUGUCCAUCUUCAUUGAGAGGAUCUCUACAUUCGUGUUUGGCUUCAUGGUUGGCUUCAUUGGUGGAUGGAAGCUGACUUUGGUGGUCAUAGCAGUGAGCCCACUUAUUGGAUUAGCUGCUGGACUUAUGGCCGUGGCUGUGGCCAGGCUGACUGGACGAGAGCUAAAGGCCUACGCGAAGGCAGGAGCAGUGGCUGACGAGGUCCUAUCAUCCAUCAGAACCGUGGCAGCGUUUGGUGGGGAGGAAAAAGAAACUGAAAGAUAUGACAGAAACCUUGCUGAAGCUCAGAGCUGGGGUGUGAAAAAGGGCACAAUCAUUGGCGUUUUCCAAGGAUACCUGUGGUGCAUAAUAUUCUUUUGUUACGCUUUGGCCUUUUGGUAUGGAUCUAAGUUGGUCAUCGACACCCAGGAGAUGUCUCCCGGUAGUCUUAUUCAAGUAUUCUUUGGAGUACUCAUGGCAGCUAUGAACCUGGGCCAGGCCUCACCCUGCCUGGAGGCCUUCGCUUCUGGCCGCGCUGCAGCAAAGACCAUUUUUGACACAAUCGACCGGGAGCCAGAAAUUAAUUGUUUCUCAGAAGAAGGUGACAAAUUAGACGUAGUAAAAGGUGACAUUGAGUUCCAUAAUGUCACUUUCUUCUACCCGUCCCGGCCUGAAGUCAUGAUUUUAAAUGACCUGAGCAUGCAGGUCAAAGCAGGAGAAACGACUGCUUUCGUGGGACCGAGCGGAUCUGGAAAGAGUACCACAAUCCAGCUCAUCCAAAGGUUUUAUGACCCAGAGGAAGGAAUGGUGACUUUAGACGGCCGUGAUAUUCGCACUUUAAACAUCCAAUGGCUCCGAUCGCUCAUUGGUAUUGUAGAACAGGAGCCGGUGCUGUUUGCUACAACCAUUGCAGAAAACAUACGGUUUGGUCGACCCGGAGUUACCAUGGAAGACCUCAUUCAGGCGACAAAAGAUGCCAACGCUUAUAAUUUUAUCAUGGAUCUGCCCCAAAAAUUUGAUACUCUGGUGGGGGAAGGUGGAGGGCAGAUGAGCGGAGGACAGAAGCAGAGGAUUGCAAUUGCUCGGGCUCUGAUCCGAAACCCCAGGAUCCUGCUGCUGGAUAUGGCAACAUCUGCCUUAGACAAUGAGAGCGAGGCUGUCGUCCAGGAGGCCCUGGAUAAGGUUCGCAUGGGCAGGACGACAAUUUCCAUAGCUCACCGUCUUUCCACAAUUCGAAAUGCAGAUGUCAUCAUCGGUUUUGAGCAUGGACAGGCUGUGGAGAAGGGAACACACAGCGAACUAAUAGAAAGACAAGGCGUCUACUUCACCCUGGUCACCCUGCAGAAUCAAGGCACAUCUUCUGAAGCAGUUGACAACGUGAUCAGUGAAGCUAUUGACGACUUUGAUUUUAAAGUGAGGAGUUUUAGCUGCAGAUCCAGUAAAAGGAGCUCUGUUCGACUAAGAUCUCAGAGCAAAUUAUCAAGUGGUUUUGUCCCUGACACAUCAGAGGGCUUGGAGAUCACAUUGAAAGAUCAGACAUGUGGGGAUGAUCCAGACGAUCAUGUAGAGCCUGCCCCAUUUGCACGUAUCCUCAAGUACAACCAACCAGAAUGGCCCUACAUGCUGCUGGGCUCACUGGGAGCUGCUAUCAAUGGCUCUGUCAACCCCAUCUAUGCUAUCCUGUUCAGCCAAAUUCUUGGGACUUUUGCCAUUGGUGAUGUGAACGAACAGAGGGAGCAGAUCAAUGGGAUAUGUGUUCUAUUUUGCAUUGUGGCUGUGACAAGUUUCUUUUCCCAGUUUUUACAGGGAUAUGCUUUUGCUAAAUCUGGGGAGCUGCUGACCCGCCGUCUAAGGAAAGUUGGCUUCCAGGCCAUGCUGAAACAGGAGAUUGGCUGGUUUGAUGACCCCAGAAACAGCCCUGGAGCGCUGACCACCAGAUUAGCCACAGACGCAUCCAUGGUGCAGGGAGCAACAGGAUCCCAGAUUGGCAUGAUCGUUAACUCGUUAACCAACAUUGGAGCGGCUUUCAUCGUUGCUUUCUACUUCAGCUGGAAAUUAACUUUGGUCAUUUUGUGCUUCCUGCCACUGAUCGGGCUGUCUGGGAUGAUCCAAGCCAAAAUGCUAACAGGUUUUGAAAAUCAAAACAAAAAAGCCAUGGAAGCAGCUGGUCAGGUAUCCAGUGAAGCUCUUGCCAAUAUCAGGACAAUUGCAGGCUUGGCCAAAGAGAGCUCAUUUGUGGAAUCAUACGAGCAGAAACUUGAGGUCCCGUAUAAAUCUGCCAAGAAGAGAGCCAUCAUCUAUGGGCUCUGUUUUGGUUUUGCCCAGUGUGUCAUCUUCAUGGCAUACGCUGCUUCGUUUACAUAUGGAGGCUAUCUGGUUAACAAUGAGGGAUUACAGUAUAUGUUGGUUUUCAGAGUGAUUUCAGCUGUAGUAAUCAGUGGGACGGCACUGGGUAGAGCUUCCUCCUUCACUCCAGAUUACGCUAAAGCCAAAACUGCUGCUGCUCAGUUUUUCAAACUGUUGGACCGAGUUCCUAAAAUAAGCAUGAGCCACACAGAUGGAGAAAAAUGGGAUAACUUCAAAGGUAAAAUAGAGUUCCUCCACUGCAAGUUCACCUAUCCAACUCGGCCAGAUAUCCAGGUGUUGAAUGACCUGGUUGUGUCUGUGAAGCCUGGUCAGACUUUGGCGUUUGUUGGGACCAGUGGCUGUGGGAAAAGCACCAGUGUUCAACUGCUUGAAAGGUUCUAUGACCCCGAUGAGGGUCAAGUGUUGAUUGAUGGCCGCCCCUCUCAUACAGUCAGUGUACCCUUCCUAAGAUCUCAGAUUGGCAUAGUGUCCCAGGAGCCGGUGUUGUUCGACUGCAGCAUAGCGGAGAAUAUUCAGUAUGGAGAUAACACGUGCAGUGUCAGCAUGGAAGAGGUUAUUGAGUCUGCCAAGAAGGCCUACCUUCAUGACUUUGUGAUGACUUUACCCGAUAAAUACGAGACUCAAGUCGGUGCCCAGGGCUCCCAGCUGUCAAGAGGACAAAAACAACGCAUCGCCAUUGCCCGAGCCAUCGUCAGAAACCCCAAGAUCCUGUUACUGGAUGAAGCUACCUCUGCCCUGGACACAGAGAGUGAAAAAACAGUCCAGUCUGCUCUGGAUGAGGCUAGAAAAGGCCGAACCUGCAUCGUCAUUGCUCACCGGCUGUCGACCAUCCAGACUGCUGACAUCAUAGCAGUCAUGUCUCGUGGAACUGUCAUUGAACAAGGCACACAUGAUGAGCUCAUGGCCAAGAAAGGGGCUUAUCACAAACUUGUCACAACAGGUGCUCCUGUCAGCUAGGCCCCUGCAGGCUGCAUAUAAUAAGAACUUAUUUUGCAUGUGCCUUAUUGAACAUCUGUAUGAAUGGUUUUAUGGUAUUACACUGAGCAAGUUUUUGAUGAUGAACUGACAUUAGAUUAACGCAAAGCCCUCAGAGAGAAGCAUCUUCUCUUGAUCAUCUGGUUUGAAAAAUCAGUUUUAGUAAUCACUGAUUAUGGGAAGAUGAAACUAUUUAUUGUAUAUUUAUUUGUUUAUCAUUAGUUUCUUUGUAUAGCUCAUGUUUGCAUUGCUGGUCUACAUGUGGGGCACCAGCACACCAAAAGUCAUAAUGCAUCCAUAAUGAAACAGUUCUGAACCCUGUUUAAGCUUAAAAUACUUUUAUUAACCAGUACUGUAUGGUAUGAUGCAUAAUACACAUCUACACAUCUGUCACGAAAACACUCAUGGGCAGGUAGAGAAACUACUGUUCUACCAUGUAGGGUACCUUAUAUGGCACUGCAUUGCGUGUUUGCCACUUUUACCACUUUAGAGCAUCACGCAUUAAUUUUUUGCACUUUUUCCUUUUCUGCAUCCAUUAAUGCACUACACCAUGUUUUUUCCAGGGGCACUUGCGAGAUCACUCACAUUUUCUAGAGCACCGGGCCACCAGAGAGGGCAUUUGUUUUCUUUUUAUCAAAAGAAGAAUCUCUAACUGGAAAAAAAAACUCACCAAUGCUGAUUUAAUGACAGGAUGUUGAAUUUAAAUGGUUAUACUCUUUUAUGCCUGGAUAUGACCACCUAAUAAGUCCUAAAUGUAAAAUUUACAAAGAAAGAGUGAAAGUAAUGUAAAAGAAUUGCAUCCUAAGCUAAACUCAGUGUUCUACAAAGAAUGUAAUUAAAAUGUAUUUGCUCUCAGA
Scatophagus argus is the source of this 5916-nucleotide messenger RNA. RefSeq names its product ATP-binding cassette, sub-family B (MDR/TAP), member 11a (gene abcb11a). Gene Ontology annotation, cellular component: membrane. The coding region runs from base 830 to 5041 and encodes 1403 amino acids. Gene Ontology annotation, molecular function: ATP binding; ABC-type transporter activity; ATP hydrolysis activity. The record is from RefSeq and is a predicted model, not a curated record. The transcript has 31 exons. Gene Ontology annotation, biological process: transmembrane transport. Lineage: Eukaryota; Metazoa; Chordata; Actinopteri; Scatophagidae.